CUGGUCGUCCUCAACCACUACCUGGCCUUCCAGUACUUCGCAGAGGAAUAUUACCUGUUCUCCGAGGUCCUCGCCUACUUCACCUUCUGCCUCUGGUUGAUCCCUUUUGCUUUUUUCGUCUCCCUGUCGGCCGGAGAAAACAUCCUGCCGUCCACGGUGCAGCCUGGAGAUGACGUCGUCUCCAACUAUUUCACCAAGGGAAAGAGGGGCAAGCGCUCCGGCAUCCUCCUCAUCUUCUCCUUCAUCAAGGAGGCCAUCCUGCCCAGCCGGCAGAAAAUUUACUGAGCAAAAUGUGCCGAGGGCUGCGGGGCAGCGCAGCCCCCACGCCUCGCUGGAGCCCUCCCCGACGCCUGCAGCCAGGAUCCCGCUGGGAACCCGUGGAUUCGUGGGGGCUGCGGGCACUGAACGGGCUCUGCUGACGUCCUGGGACUGCCUGCGAGGAGGAGGAGGAGGGUGAGGAAAGUCUGGCGCCCCACGCAGAGACCCGCCAGGCACCGGCACCCGUUCCCGGUGCGAGGCUGGAGGCCGCGUGCUGCGGUUUGGCUCCCUCGGCACAGCAGCGGGCUGUUGACGUUUAACUGAGGUUUAUACAGAGCCAUUAAUUAAAAAAAAAAAAAACACAAAAAAACCAGAAAAAAACAAAAAACAAAUUAACCAGCCUCUGGAUGAGCCCCGCGUCCCCGCCUGCUGGCACCGCGGCACGGGGAGCACCCCGGGACAGCAGGGGUGGAAGGAAGGAAGGAAGGAAGGAAGGAAGGAAGGAAGGAAGGAAAGAGCGCUUUUGGUUUUUGAUUUAACUUUGGAGAUCUCCAACUUUGCCCUGGUUUUGCUGGAAAACUCCCCGAGGGGCCUGGAAGCUGCUGGCCGUGCCCCUCGGCGUCUCCUGCGCUACUAAACCCGCCGAUCUCCCUGAUUUCCAGGUCAAAAAAAAGUAAAUGAUCCUGCUGAGGAGGAGGUGCGAGCCCUUUGUUCCUUCCUACGAUCAUUAAAAAAAUCCUUUUUUCCCUUUU
Anas platyrhynchos (mallard) is the source of this 1010-nucleotide messenger RNA. Lineage: Eukaryota; Metazoa; Chordata; Aves; Anseriformes; Anatidae. The record is from RefSeq and is a predicted model, not a curated record.